Messenger RNA from Protomyces lactucae-debilis, 1824 nucleotides. RefSeq names its product nucleotide-diphospho-sugar transferase. The transcript has a single exon. The annotation marks the transcript as partial. Lineage: Eukaryota; Fungi; Ascomycota; Taphrinomycetes; Taphrinales; Protomycetaceae. The record is from RefSeq and is a predicted model, not a curated record.
CGACGAUACACACACAUGCUGACCCCUAUCUUGGCAGUUGGAGAUCAAGUCACAUUCUGGCUCUACUUUAUUGCUCGCGUUACGGCAACACUUCAAGCUCAAGAGUACCGUCAAAAAGCCUACCCCUUGUCCUGGGUCUUUCUCGCUGUUGAAUGCUUGAUUGCCUUCCCCAAUAUCCUCUGGGAGACGUGGCAGCUGACUGGAUUCAAGCACAGGAAGCGUCCCAUGCUGCGACUCGUGGGAGACGUGGUGCCGACGUGCGACUUGUUUGUCACCACGUGCGGUGAAGAGGUGGAUCAAGUCAUGGAUACCGUUCGCGCUGCUUGUUUCAACGAAUACCCUAUGGAUCGCUUUCGAGUGGUCGUGCUGGACGAUGGAAAGAAUGACGAGCUUCGCGAAGCAGUUGAGAAGCUUGCUAUUCUAGAGUUCCCAAAUCUCUUCUACUACGCUCGCACCAAGAUCCCUGGCCAGCCACACCACUUCAAGGCCGGCAAUCUCAACGGUGGCAUUGCAUUUGUUGAUUCGCUCGCAGAACCUUAUGCAGGCGGUGGCGAGUUUCUUGCUGCUCUCGAUGCUGAUAUGCUGUGUACGAGUGACAUGUUGCGUGCAUUGUUGCCACAUCUACUGCUCAAUCCAAAACUCGCCAUGUCUUGUCCUCCCCAGCUCUUUUACAAUACGCCAACAGACGACCCACUGUAUGAGUCGCUCGACUACUUUGCUCAUGUCGCAGAAGUUCUCAAAGAUGCACUCGGUGUUGCUUGGUGUACUGGUUCGGGCUACUGUGUGCGACGUUCAGCAGUGGAUGACAUUGGUGGCUUCCCGUAUGGUUCCCUCGCCGAAGAUGUCUGCUUCUCUAGCAUGCUGCUUGGGAAAGGCUGGCAAUGUGCAUACGUACACGAGCCCUUGCAAUGGGGCACCGUACCAGACUCCUUCGAAGGACACAUCAAGCAGCGUACCCGUUGGAUCAUUGGCACCAUUCAAACCACCAUCAAGCUCAAUUUCUGUCUCUUUGGCCAAGCUUGCAACAAGAUGACCAUCUUCCAGCGUCUUUGUGGAUGCAUGUAUGGUAUCUCAUCCAUCUUUAGCGUCUUCUUGACACUUGCCUGUCUCACAGUUCCAAUCGUCUUGUUCUCCAGUGGAAGUAUGGUGGCUUUUGUCAGCGUCUCUCAGCUCAAGCUCCUGAUCCGUCUCUGUUUCAUCAACUUUGCUUGGCGUAAAGUGGCCGAGUUCUUUUACUACUCGCCCUCUGGCUACUGGUUCGGACGACGCGAGUCGCCUGCAGCGAUUUGGAUGGCACCGUACUACUCCUACUGCAUCAUUCGAUCGUUCGUGCUGCCAAAAUGGCUCGGUGGCAAAGUCAUGGCCUUCAGUGCAACUGGUGCUGCCAGAGGUGGCCUCAAGGAAUGGUACAAGGACGAACGUGCCAAUAUCUUUAAGCGCAUCUUUGUCAUGGUUUGGCAUCACAAUCUUUGGUACCACGUCACCAUCAUCACUUUUACGCUUGGCUCCAUCGGCUACUCGAGUUGGCGAUGUACCAUGCAGCCAACCUGGGAAGCGACUGUCGGUUGUCUCAUCUUGCGUCCGCUUUGGCCACCUCCAGCAUGGUUCAUCCUCACGGCUGCAUUCUUUGUGCCUAUCGGAUACAUGCUCUUCCCUCCCGACUGCCCUCAGCGACACGAACUCAUCACCUAUGACGAAAAGGGCGUUGCCAGCCCCAAAGAAUCAGCGAGGAAGACUGUUCACACCUGGCGCACCGUUCUCGGUGAUCUUCCCGUCUGGUUCUGCUUAAUUUGGUCAGCUGCAUUGUUUGCAGGCACAUGGUUC